Messenger RNA from Williopsis jadinii, 1167 nucleotides. RefSeq lists its product as uncharacterized. NCBI's taxonomy places the organism in Eukaryota, Fungi, Ascomycota, Saccharomycetes, Phaffomycetales, Wickerhamomycetaceae. Bases 368 to 1117 code for a protein of 249 amino acids. The record is from RefSeq and is a predicted model, not a curated record. The transcript has a single exon.
CCAUUCCGGCCAUCUGAUGCUGGGAGAGUGUCUAAAACACCAAAGGAAGCUAGCAAUAGGUCAAUUGAGCCCACUGUGACGUUUUCACGGCUCCAGCUUGGCUCUGCCUGUGCGUCUUUGCUAUAGGGAGAACGCUCGUAUUUCCUGGCCCCGAUUAGGCAGAGAAGAAGUGUGCCGGGCCCGUCCCCAUCGCCAUCGCGGCAGCCUUCCGUCUCUCUUUGUCUCUCUCUGCCCGGCCUGCGUAGCUCAGACACAUAAAAUGGGGGAAAACAAACAAAACACUCAUCAACGCUAACAAGGAUCUCUCUAUGUCCAGCGCCAGCGGGUCCACUUAUACCUGGGAAACAGCGCUGUAAAGACGGAGAAUAUGGGGAUUCCUAUUGAUUCUGCAAUACGAAAGACGAAGAAGAAGAGGGUAUGCCGGCUUCGAAGACGAAAUGCCAUGAGGGCCUCCGAUUUCCCUCUUCGGAACCACCCUCUGUCCAGUGCGAUGAGGCCAGACCAGAUACAACAGCACAGGCAGCGACAACGAGCACGCCACAGCUCAGAUUACACGUCAGAGCUGGUCAAUAGGCUUGGGGAUGAGUUCUUGGUGAACAUACUCGAGUAUGGGGAUGCUGAUGGAGAUGCCCGUGAAGACGAGCAUACAGUGAGAUUUGAAGACACUCCACACGUUGUCACAAACAUCGACUCCACGAGCGAGGCCGUGAUGGAGGGAGAUGAGGCUAUACGAAGCGCUACAAGCAGACUAUCGCAAGCCAGAAGGCUCUUUCUUGAUGCAUUGCACCCGAAUAGCGCUGAUUUGGAUCAAAUCGAGGUGAAUUAUUCAACGCUGAGGGAGCUGGAGGGAAGAGGUGAGGCGAACGAGGAACAACUCUCCGAUGAUCUGCCUGAGGAUCUGUUGAAUGAGUUUCUCUCUCAUGGGGUACGAUAUCUUAGUGGGAGAAGGUCUUCAGAGACCCGCCAGUCUCGCCUACGUCGGCUACGUCGUUUUGGUAGAUUACGUGGAACAGCAGAAGAACAAGGCGAAGAGCAAGAGGGAAACAAUAGCGAAGCUACAAGAGAAUCGAGAAGGGCAAGACAUAGAGAGGUGUUUCUCAUGGAGCAAGGGGAAUAGUACGUCGUUUGUUAUGAAAUCAUUAUUCUAAUUAUUAAACGUCAAAGCCU